AUGGACAACUACCUCGGCGACCCGGAUAGCAAACCUGUUCAACGAAAGUCGGUAGAGAGCCAAAACAGCAAAUCCCAGACUCCCAAAGCCUCACCCAACCUUCACAAACAGGACAUUCCCAGAGCCUCGGAUUUCAAUCUACGCGUUGUCCUUGGGAAGGGUAGUUUCGGCAAGGUUGUUCUGGCAGAGCGGAAGGGCACUGACGACGUGUUUGCUAUGAAGAUCCUUAAGAAAGACGUCAUCCUCCAAGACGAUGAUGUGGAGUGCGUAAUGAUGGAGAAACGGGUACUCGCACUGCAAGAGAAGCCUCCCUUUCUUAUCAAGCUGCAUUCCUGUUUUCAAACUAUGGAUCGGCUUUACUUUGUCAUGGAAUACGCAAAUGGCGGUGAUUUGAUGUACCGUAUCCAGCAGGAUGGCCGAUUCAAGGAGCCGGUUGCUGUCUUCUACGGCGCCGAAAUCGCAACAGGUCUCUUCUACCUGCACGCCAAUGGAAUUGUCUACCGGCUCAAGGACCUUCUGCAACGGAAAUUGGAGGGCGAAGAGGAGGUGGCGGCUUCAGUGGGUGUGUCUCUUUCUUCAUUUUGCACCAAGGGAUGGCUCGGUGCCUGCAUCAUUGAAGCUUCGAGCGGAUACGGCAGAACGUACGCCUUGUCCGCAUCUUUCCCCUGUCAGUUCUACCGCCAGGAAGUCAUUAGCACCGCAGUUGAUUGCACAUGGUUGGGAGCCAUAAUGCCGAAUCGCCUGAUUAUCUCUUUCCCUAAUCGCUCAGAUCUGAAAUUGGACAAUGUUCUGCUUGACUCCGACGGUCACGUGAAAAUUGCGGACUUCGGUAUGUGCAAGGACGGGAUUAUCGGGGACCGGCUGACCAACACAUUUUGCGGUACGCCCGACUACAUUGCACCCGAGAUUAUCAGCUAUAAGCCCUAUGGAAAGGCAGUGGACUGGUGGGCGUUUGGCGUACUUCUCUAUGAAUUCCUUGCCGGUCAGCCUCCUUUCGAUGGAGAUGAUGAGGAGGAGCUUUUCCGCAACAUCGCCACUGGUGAGGUCUCCUACCCACGGUCGCUAUCUCGUGAAGCCUGUCUCAUUUGCAAGGCUCUACUGACACGGGAUCCUAACCAACGGCUAGGCAGUGGACUCAACGGUGAGCAGGACAUUUGCGAGCAUCCCUUUUUCCGACACAUUGACUGGCGGAAAAUAGAAAACCGGGAGGUCCAGCCGCCCUUCAAACCGAAAGUCAGCGGUCCUCGGGACAUUUCCAAUUUCGAUUCCGAGUUUACCAAGGAGCCGCCACGGUUGACACCCACUGACAAGCUUUUCAUCAUGAAUCUCGAUCAGACCGAAUUCCCCGGCUUCUCUUUUGUCAACCCCGAGUUUGUGGUCGAGGUGUAG
This is a messenger RNA of Echinococcus granulosus, 1389 nucleotides long. RefSeq names its product Protein kinase C, brain isozyme. The record is from RefSeq and is a predicted model, not a curated record. The coding region runs from base 1 to 1389 and encodes 462 amino acids. Gene Ontology annotation, biological process: protein phosphorylation. NCBI's taxonomy places the organism in Eukaryota, Metazoa, Platyhelminthes, Cestoda, Cyclophyllidea, Taeniidae. The transcript is spliced from 12 exons. Gene Ontology annotation, molecular function: protein serine/threonine kinase activity; ATP binding.